AUGGCAAUAAGUGUAUAUGAAAAAUUGGGUCAGAAAAUAAAACCUAAAUCAACAUGUUCUAAAUCAUCAAAUUUAAACUCAUGUCUUAUGAAAGUAGAGUACGAAGCGAGUGGGAGUUCAGUUAGUAUCAAGAAUGAUUCUACAAAUAGGACGUCUCCAUAUCUUUCGGGAGACAAAGUACAUUUACAUUCAAGAGUAACCGAAAGGAAACUAAUCCACAAGAAGACGGAUUUUGUCUCCUCGUAUCCAUUAGCUGUUAAUAUCUACAAAGCUAACUCGGAUGAAUUCAAAUUUAAACGUAGUAAUAAGAAAGUCAAGAAGUCUGUACUGACUCUACCAAACGAGCCCACACCCGUGCCACAACUGUGUACUGUCAGUGAUAUGACCGAGUCCGAAUAUUUCAAUGAAAAUAAGGAUGAACGUAAACCAAAAACUAGAAAAAAAAGAACCGUACAAAAUAAUAGAAAACUUAGCAAAAAUAAAAACAUUGAUAUCUAUGACAGGGACGCACGUUACUGUUCACAGCUUAAUGUUGAUUUAGAUAGCAGUUCAACUGACUUUAUAAACCGAUUUCCCGGUGAUGGUAAGAAAAAGUCGCGACGUAAACCUAAGAAGACCGAUGUCAAACCUCAUGAUGUGUGGGCGAUGCUCAGGAACAUGAAUCAGUUUCAAUUUGUACCAUCAGCGCCAAUGUCACAGGACAGCAUGGUAUCAAUAAAGAGGUCUAAUUUGAUGUCAAAAAGAAACAAUUGCCGAGACGCUAGGUUAAUUGAGACAUGCCGAACAGAGGAAUUCGCUUACAUCUCCAAUUAUGUUGACAAUAGCCAUUCACAGUCAAGCUUAGAUCGAGUAACGGUCAUUGAUAAACAGGAAGACUAUCAAAAAAUAUGUAAAGAAAUUGAGAAGAGUGUUGAAAGUUGUAAAACCAAGUUUUCUAAGGCCAACCAGAAGAAAAGUAAGCCUAAAGUUACGAAAAAAACAAAUUUGAAAUCUAUUACAAAUAAUGUGAACAAUGUCGAAAGCAAUAAGCGUCAGGUAAAUGAGGCCCCAACGAACGACAUUCGCGCUGUUGUAAACGAUCAAAAAAAUGACACAAGCGGCGUUAAAUUAUAUUCUAUAGGCAAUGAAAAUAAUGAUCAAUUCUGUGAGUACAAUGACUCAAAUCAAACAAAUCUACCACAAAGUGUAGACCUUGUGAAGCAAGAACAACAGGGUAAAAAAGAGGAUUAUAGACAGCGUAAGAAGACAAAACAACAAAUAAGUGGCAUCACGAAGGUAGUUGUUAGCAAAGGAAACAAUGUCAGUCAAGAACUAGAUUAUGAUGAGGGCAAAAAUUCAGAUAUAACAUAUAUUGUAGCAGCCCCAAUACCUAAACCCUCUGAACAAGAAAAUACAGCACCGCUUAUUACUGAAACCUCUCCCAUUAAGACAAAGCGAGGGAAACUCGCAAGUGGAGGAAAAAUAAAAGCAGUGAACAAUAGUGAGAAUAAAAUUAACAAAGCUAAAAGCAAUUCUAAUGCUAUAUCACACAAAAUAAAAACAAAGGACGAGACAAGUGACUUAGAAAAAAAUGCAAUAAAUACUCUUGACACUGAUAUUAAACAAAAACGUCAGCUCAAAGAUAAAAUGAUGCACUUACUGUAUAAGAAACAUCAAGAUGUUAUAGAUAAAGGUGCUUGUGAUAGCACAAUAGCGGAAAACGCUGUCGUAGAAGUUGGAACUAAUACUCAGAUAGAAUAUGAUACUUCGGAAAAUACGAAUUCAAUAAAAGAUAUGACAGAAUUAAGAAAGAAUUCUUCAUCCAAACGGUACUGGGCAAAAGGAAAAUGGGCGAGCGAUUUUAUUGACAGCGUGAUCAGAAAAAUAAGGAGCGGAGUCUAUUACAGUCAUGAAGAUAAGCCACCGGUUAAAUAUAAAUUGGGUAAAAAAGAAAAUUCGUCCCAAACUGACAUCAGUCAUCACAUUAUUCCAAAACCACAAUUUUUGAUAACAUCCAGAGACGUUCACUUCAACCCUCCGAGACAAAAUGUUAAAACUUUUAACCGGACCAAAAAUGUCGAAAAAGUUCCUUUAAACGAUGAAAUACAUUACAACAAACCUAAUUUACCUGUAAGAGAAGAUCACAAAAAGAUUAAUUUUGAAGAUUUUGAUAACAAUCACCAAAUAAACUUCCAAAAAAAUCUAACACAACAAAGAGAAACGGUAAAAUCUUUAUCUCCAGUAAAACACUCCUGGGUUGAAGGGAAAUGGGCGAGUGAUUUUAUUGACAAUAUCUUCAAGAAGAUUAAGAAUGGAGUUUAUUACACACACGAAGAACACUGCCAGUGUAAAAAUCAGAAUAUCACUAUAGAUGAUUCGUCGCAGACGGACGGCCACAAUUUAAAUUCAAAUUUUUAUCCAAUCACUGAAGUGGAUAUUAUACAAAAAAGCAAUAUUCAAGAUAACAAUUGCUGCGACUCAUUAAUUCCUUUACCUGGCUUUGAUGCCGCUCCAAACGAUUUAGAAAUUGAGACGUAUAACCAAAAACAAAUAGUUGUAAAGAAUUGCGUUACAAAUGUCGUUGUAAAGUUCGACGUCCAACUACCAGUCGAUACUUGUCAAAGUCUACAAGUUAAACAAUCCCUUUCUUGUAUUCCUGUUGCUAUCACCGAUGACCAGACAAAAAUAUUCAAAUCCAAAACGACUAUCAUAAAUGCCUUCUUACCAGCCGAACUCUGCAGUAUUUUACCAAUGAUUAUGAACAAAAUAAUUACGUCUAAUACAAAAUUGGCUUUACCAAAAAUUAAGGUCGCUAAAGUCGAGUCGAAUUUGUCAACAAUAACUGAAUUGACGAGAUCCGAUAGCCUGGAAUUUCCUAAGCAAAUUUCUCUCAUGCUUUCCGAGCCUAGAACUGACUUAUUAUUUAAUAUGAAGCCUAUGGAAAUAGUGAAUUUUAAAUCGGAGCCAUCACCACUGCUAGAAUUAAAACAUGAUAUACCUGAAGUUGUCUUACAAAGUUGUUCAAUAAUACCUCAAAGAGUAAUUUGUAUGGCGUUACAAAUAUACAACCCUCACAAUCAAGUUGUUCCAGCAUAUGAGAGAUUUAACAUUAAAUCUUACAUUGAAAGUCUGAUAUACACGAAAGCUUUGACGAUGGUUAAAAACACCCUACUGAUGAGAAAUUGGAAGACUGAUAUAACGCCACGGCAAGCGUUUUUGGUUUUGCUAUUAGCAAAUAAAAAGGAUACUUCAAGCGUCUUGAGAUAUCGACCACUUAUACUGCAAGGCAUAGCCGUCAGUAGAAUCACAAAAUCCUCGGAACUUGAUAUGGAAAUCGAAGUUAUAGAGGGAGAAAAGUUAAACAGACUAUCACAGCAGUUCGAAGGAAUAUCAUAUGUACCGGCGUCGGUAGAAAAUCAAGAUGCACUUUUAGAGGAGCUUUAUUGGAUAGCUAAAACUACCGCAUCAGAUUAUCAAAGGCCAUUCGACGAGUCAUCCGAACGCCUCUUGAAAUCUCUGCUAGAAAAGAGGAAAAAACUAAAUCCGUCAUAUCUUCGAGUAAUGGCUCGAUACGUGGGUCUUGGUCUUUUAAAAUCUUCGAAAUAA
Messenger RNA from Danaus chrysippus (African queen), 3585 nucleotides. The record is from the annotation of a GenBank genome assembly. NCBI's taxonomy places the organism in Eukaryota, Metazoa, Arthropoda, Insecta, Lepidoptera, Nymphalidae.